Messenger RNA from Nilaparvata lugens (brown planthopper), 1434 nucleotides. RefSeq names its product mitochondrial import inner membrane translocase subunit Tim29-like. Gene Ontology annotation, cellular component: TIM22 mitochondrial import inner membrane insertion complex. Gene Ontology annotation, biological process: protein insertion into mitochondrial inner membrane. Lineage: Eukaryota; Metazoa; Arthropoda; Insecta; Hemiptera; Delphacidae. The record is from RefSeq and is a predicted model, not a curated record.
UCACGGAAAAACAUAACCUCAACCUCAACUCAAUAAUCAAACGAAGAAGGUUAUCGAUCUAUACCGUAUUAAUUCAACACUGUUUUUAUGUCUGUCCAAAGUUUUUAAAAUAUAUUCUAUUUAGCUCAUUUAGUGACAUUCUUCAGUAGGGUAAAACCGCUCAAUUCAAGCAAAUGUAGUGUAAUUAGUUUGUUGUUACGGUUGAAAAUUUUUACGACAAAAUGAUUUUAACCAGAUUGUUCAAACGUAAUCCUACGUACGUAAAACAUGAUCGUUCUGUACAUAAGUCAGUGAAUCAUAUUAUCGACGGAUACAACAACCGUGUAGCUAAUAUAAAAAGUAAAAUUGACAGUAUAACAUUGCCAGAAAGAUUCAAAGGCACUGUCGUUGAAAAGUGGGCUCAGUACUGGAAAGACCUCUACAAAGACUACUACGAAGUGUAUAGUGAUGUUUUGAAGGAAGGCAGGGAGAGGCCAUACAAUGGCCUGAUGCUGUCAACAUUUGCUGGUUUUGUUUAUUGUGCAAAGAAGAACCCUACUGAACAAAACUUUAGGGAUGCAGUGGUUGCUGGACACAAUGACGUAAUUUUGGUGAGCAAACCGAUAAGGAAUCCAGCCAGCUUUGAACAUUUGUCUUUCAUUGAAUCUUGCCACAAUACUGGAUUGAUUCGUAGUUUUAGUUUCGGCAUUUUUAGAGUUGUCUAUUUGGCAGACUAUGAUAGAGCUUUGGGACUGUAUAAAGCACAAUGUCAAUACCUUCAACCACAGUAUUUGACCAUGUACAAGAGGAUACUCGAUAUCGGUUUUCUUGACAAAUGGUGGUUUAUUUCUAAAAAGCUAGAAGAUUACGAUAUCAAUCCCGAGGAAUGGGUAACUAGUAAAGUAAUUAUGGUGUAGAUCUCUGUUAAUAAAAGUUUAAGUUGUUGAAUUAAGUCGGUAUAUUUUCUCUUCACUGUUCUAUGCAGCAGCUUCUCUCUUCAAUCCUCAUGAGUUGAAAGGUUUUGUACACAUUCUAUCUCUUCUACAAGGUCAUUAUUUCCUUAAUGGGCUUUCACACUUAUUAUAAACAACUCAAAAUCAAAAAUUCGUAGACCUAGUGUUGAUUCUCAGGCCCUAUUCACAAAGAACGUUUACCCGUUCCACGUCUGUCCUAUGCAAAGAUAUAGUCAAAUACUCACAGAGGAAAGCUUACUCGCUAACGCCAGGACUUUGUCAGCAUUGGACGAUAUUUUUAGGGUGUGUGCAUACUGAGGAGGAAAGAGAUUGAGGGGAGGCGGGAUAUAGGUACCUCUUCAGCCACAUGUUGGUUGAACAAUCCCAAUUAACGGUAUAACUUGAAAUUUGGAACUUAAGGUCCUUACAAUAAGGAUCCGACACGAACAAUUUCGAUCAAAUGCAAUUCAAGAUGGCGGCUAAAAUGGCGGAAAUGUUGUCA